GAGAGAGAGAGGCGGGCACAGUAACAGAGCAGUAACACCAGGACUGUUUUCACGUACAGAUUACAGAUUAAAAGCGAGGAAACGCAGGAUAGGUGCUGCCCCAGCCUCUCCUGAAGAAGACAAUCCGAAAAAGACGGAUUCAGAGAGACGUACGUACAGCAAGACCGAGAGGAAGACAAGCAGAGGAGAGGAGGCUCUGAAAUACAGUGGAGGUGAAUUGAAUCCAAACUGAGGAAUUAUUACAACAUUCUUUUGUUUUCUCUUGCCGUCUCUGUCUUUUUAAGGAAGGAGAGCCAUUCAUUGAAACAGACAUUGAUCUUUUUUUUUUCUUUUUUUGACAGGGAGAGUCACGUUAAUGUUUGACCUCAACAUCUGCCUGGAAGAUAAAAGACUGGGUAGUUUUUCUUCUUUGUGAAACCUUUUGACCGACAAGUUUGAGAGUCAAGCCUGGGAGCCAAAAGGGGAAUUUUUUUUUUCACUCUGAACUUGCACAACCUUUCAUUUUCUGUUUUGCCUUUGCGUUAUAUCACUUUUCCUGGUAACAUUUUUGUGUGUCAUAAAAGGAAGAGAAAGAGGUUACUGACUUGAGUUUCGUCUGUCAGGAGCCUGAAUAGCAUUUGCAUUCCAGUUUGGCUUUCACAAGGGUACAAAUCCUCCCUUGUGUGUGACAGAGUGUGUGUUCGAGUAGCCAAGUGUCCCCCUGUGAUACAUUAACGUGUAUCAGGGGACAAUUACCGACCCUGUUUGUCUCUUCUGGGAAAAAUGGGAUCAGAAAAGGACUCAGAGUCGCCUCACUCCUCAGUGAGUGGCGUCCCCAACCCUAAGUGCCGUGCGGCGGGCAAACGCCACGGCCGCAUCUCCUUUCACAGCCUCUUCCACAGCAAACGGAGCUCCAGAGGCAGCAGGGGCCCCAAAGGAGCGGCGGCCACCCCUUUAUCCCACCUUCAACACACACAACAACAGCUUCUCCCCUCUGCCUUGAGCACAGCGCCCGCUCAGGCCUCUGCUGUGCCCACCACGACCACCACAACCACAGCUGCCACAUCCCCCCAAGACGAUGCCACCGAUACCCCAUCAAAGCCACUGUCCUCCAGCCAGCCGUCCCUGGGUGGAGCCCCUUCCUCCGGUGAGGCCGACUUCCUGGAGUGCCCCCUGUGCCUGGUGCGCCAGCCCGCCGACCAGCUCCCCGAGCUGCUGGGGUGCAGCCACCGUUCUUGCCUCUGCUGCCUGCGCCAGUACCUCCGUAUCGAAAUCACAGAGAGCCGAGUCCAGCUCAGCUGCCCGGAGUGUGCCGAGCGACUGUCCCCGCGGCAGGUGGCGGACAUCUUGGAUGACGCUGUGCUGCUGGACAAGUAUGAGGAGUUCCUGUUGCGGAGGUGUCUCGCCUCUGAUCCAGACUGCCGAUGGUGCCCGGCGCCAGACUGCGGGUUUGCCGUCAUCGCCUCCGGCUGUGCCAGCUGCCCCAGGCUGGUGUGUCGCAGAGAGGGCUGCGGAGCCGAGUUCUGCUACCACUGCAAGCAGGCCUGGCACCCCAACCAGACCUGCGACUCGGCCCGCCAGCAGAGAGCGCAAUCCCUUCACACCCAUAGUAACCACUCACCCAGCUACACACAGGAGCAGGGACCUGCUGAUGACAUCAAGCCCUGCCCCCGCUGUGGUGCCUACAUCAUCAAGAUGAACGAUGGGAGCUGCAAUCACAUGACCUGCGCCGUCUGUGGCUGCGAGUUCUGCUGGCUCUGCAUGAAGGAGAUCUCUGACCUGCACUACCUCAGUCCAUCUGGCUGUACCUUCUGGGGGAAGAAGCCGUGGAGCAGGAAGAAGAAGAUUUUGUGGCAGCUGGGCACUCUGAUCGGAGCUCCGGUCGGCAUCACCCUCAUCGCAGGCAUCGCUGUCCCCGCCAUGGUCAUCGGCAUCCCCGUUUACGUCGGCCGCAAGAUCCACGCCCACUACGAGCUGAAGAAGACGUCUCGGCACAGGAGGAACCUGGCCAUCACGGGGGGCGUGGCCCUUUCCAUCAUCACGGCCCCUGUCAUCGCAGCUGUCAGCGUCGGCAUUGGCGUUCCCAUCAUGUUGGCUUACGUGUACGGUGUGGUGCCCAUCUCUCUGUGCCGAGGAGGAGGUUGUGGUGUGAGCAGAGGGAAGGGCCGAGGCGUUCGGAUUGACUUCGAUGAGGACGAUGGACCGAUCACAGUGGCGGAUGCUUGGCGAGCCCUCAAGUCCCCGAGCCUCGGCGAGAGCAGUCUGGACGGGGCUGUGAGCGGUCUGAGCACCACCUCCCCCAGCGAGGGGCUCUCUGUGGCCCCCGGGGCUCUGGGUGACACACCUCACUUUAAUACUCUGGCAGGUGGCGCUUUGGGGACCCGAACCAGCAAGUACAGCAGGCUGGAGGUGCAGGCAGGGGAGCUGGCUAAAGAAUCAGCCCAGAGGGAGACAGGCAGCCUGGGUGCAGGGAGCGACUGUGCCAGCACCCGAGGAAUGGCUGGAUCCAUCAUCUCCUCCUACACACUACCUGACAGGGAGUGCACCAACCUGGAGAUCCAGGUGGACAUCGAGACCAAACCCAGCCAUCUCUGCCUGACCAGUGAAGAGGACCUAACCCCGCCCCCGGGCUCUGCUGCUAUGGCGACCGCCUCCGGAGGAGACGAGCCUCAGGACUGCAGCUCCAGAAGAGGCGGAGCGUUGUCUGGCUCGAUGCUGGGUCUGUCACCGGGCGCGUCGCUCAGAGAGGGGCUGAGAGACGUCACCCUGGCCCAGCCGGAAAGCAUCCGUAGUGACCUGGAGAUGUCGGACACACAGUCAGACGACAUUGCGGAGCUGACGUCAGACGACUGUGACUCUCCUCACCCGAAAAGCUGUCACCCAGCGGCCGGCCAGCAGCUCCCCUCCUGCCGAGCCCUGAACCCCUCCACCGAAGGCCUUCACUGUCCCGCAGACAGCAACGUCAUCCUCUACGUCUGAGAGAACAGCAGCUCUCAGGAUUGCACAAAACAACGAACCAAUCCCCCCAACAUUUUCAUUUGACAUCUCUCUUACUUCAUAGCUUUUUUCUUUCUUUUUUUUAAAUUCUGUUGUCAUUUCUCGUUUGCUGCUUUCGCGACUCACAGACACCGUCUUAAACACAGACAGCGUUUGUUUACUUUUUGUCUGUCUGUCUUAUCAAUCUACCUGUCAAUCUCCUCACCGAGCAAAUUGUCAGGGUUCUACCUCUGAGAUUUAUAAGAUGAUGAUUUAUUGUUUACUCCUUGGUGCAAAAUGCCUUGGCUACUUAAGCAAAAAAAAAAAGAAAAAAAAGAAGAAAAAAAACAAGAGGUACAAAUUUGCCACAAGAAUUAUUGCAAAAACGGAAAUGAUGGAAUAAGGUGAAAUGUCACCAAGCACAGCGAGGGGAGGAGGAUUGUUGGGGAACACAGGUUCGUGUGUGCUGAUAGGGAACGUUUAUAACAUAUGUGUGAAUGAAUGUGGACUUUGUACUCGACUAUUGUGGCUUUAUUUUUCCUCUUUCCCCCUCUAUUUAUAGUCAAGACAACAUUGAAAUUGUAUUAUUUGCUGUGUGCAUGUGUCUGCAUGAGCCAUGACUUGUGCGGAAGGUUUUUUUUGUUUGUUUUUAAAGGCAGCGAUAUUUUUCUGUUACACUGGUGAAAGUUAAAAGUUUACUUAAAGAGGACGAAGCUGCACUUGAAUCUUACUUUCACUGCACAGAAGAGGAGGAAGAGGAGGAAGAGGAGGAGGCUGGAAAUAGGGGCAACGGAAUAAGAGUCCCUGUUUGUCGAAUUACGUAAAAUAACUGAAUGAGUUCUGACAAUGACGUGGCGAGGCCAAAGAGCUCUGCGGUUAAAUGCACUGAGGCACUGAGAGAAGCCAUUUCUUUCUAUUCUAGUCUAGUCUAGUCUAGUGUAAGAGCACGACAUUUUUCAUGCUCUGUCCAUUUUGAAUAGUUGAGUACAACACAGUACAAAGAAUAUACUGAGAUUCACAUCAAAUAAAAUCUUGUCACAGAUAAUCCAAUGAUAAAGUUAUAUAAAGUAUGUUAAUCUCAACAAUCCAGUUUUUCUACUAUUUUAUAGCUUAAUACCUGUUAAUAACUGUUUUUGGACUAUAUUGUAAAGUGACACAUUUCAAACACAUACUUGAAUACAAUGAAUGUAGAAAGCGAUGCAGUUACCUUCUGGUGGCUUUAACUGUUCAUAACAAACUGUAGAAGAAGUUACACUCAAUGCAACACAUUAAAAAAAAACGUUCAGAUACAUGAACUCAAAACUAUGUUAACAUGAUAUUCAGUACAAACUAUACAGUAUUACAGUGAUGUAAAUAAAGUACUACAUCGUUCUUCUAGAAGAAAAAAGCACCUGAUUUAUAUAUAAUGUUUGUUUCAUGCAAAUAUUGUAAGAAAAGUAAUUUAAAUAUAGAUUAACAGGUUUGGCGAGUAGUUUCUUUCCACUUUCUGACUGGUUAUUUAUUUCUAUUUCAACUCAAUUUUAAAUUGGUUGAUUGAUUAUUUCUUUGCAAUUAAUGACAGAAACAUACAGUGUUUACAAUGUUCAGCAUAACAAUUAAAUGCUGAUUUUUUUGCUGGAGAUUUUACCUGCAUUUUGCUGAAGGAAGCUCUGAAAAAAAAAAAGAUGAUAGGAAGUUUUUUGUGAAAUGUUUUUAAUACUUUUUGCAACAGAAGUGAUUAAAGGUUAUAGUUCUUUGCUGUUGAUCAUAUAUAAGAAACUUUGUGCUGUAAUUGCAGCUACAACUUUUGUUUGGGGAUCUGUGCAAAGGGCUGAAAUUAACAAUUAUUCUCAUUAUUGAUUAAUCUACCAAUUAUUUUCUCUAUUAAACAAUAAUGUUUUUAUAUAUAAUGCCAGAAAAUAGUGUAAAAACCUGAUUUUAAUUGUCCAGAGCCUGACACAAAAGUAAUUCAAAAAGGCUUAAUUUCUUUUUCAAAAAAAAAAGGAAAAUGAAUAAGUUUACUAUCGUCAUCGUUGUCAUUGUCAGAACUCUCUCGCUGUGUGGUUCAGGUGUGUGUCACGUGACUUGGACUGUGGUUCAACAGUUGGCUGCCUGCCUGCCUUAUAGACGCUCACUGACCAACACAACACACCCAACUGGUUUUUUAGUUUCUGACGCUGAUUAACCCGACCGUCUGACCCACUUGAACAUUGUGUGUGUGUGUGUGUGUGUGUGUGUGUGUGUGUGUGUGUGUGUGUGUGUGUGUGUGUGUGUGUGUGUGUGUGUGUGUGUGUGUGU
Messenger RNA from Scomber scombrus (Atlantic mackerel), 5232 nucleotides. It is a transcript of the gene rnf19b, whose product is annotated as ring finger protein 19B. Gene Ontology annotation, molecular function: ubiquitin protein ligase activity; ubiquitin conjugating enzyme binding; zinc ion binding. Lineage: Eukaryota; Metazoa; Chordata; Actinopteri; Scombriformes; Scombridae. Gene Ontology annotation, biological process: positive regulation of proteasomal ubiquitin-dependent protein catabolic process; ubiquitin-dependent protein catabolic process; protein polyubiquitination. The coding region runs from base 763 to 2958 and encodes 731 amino acids. The transcript has 10 exons. The record is from RefSeq and is a predicted model, not a curated record. Gene Ontology annotation, cellular component: ubiquitin ligase complex; cytoplasm.